CACGUGCAAAAAGUCGGUGUACCUGGAGAGCUUGCCACGCGUACCUUCACUCGGUCAAUUUUCAGCCAGCUCCAGCGGACGAUUUACUGCCCAGCCGGCUGCCCUCGAGUCACCAUCUUGCCGUCUACAAAACAUAAAGUUCACCCUUCAUCAUGAACGACGUUUCUAGAGAAUAUUUCUGGGGUUGUGUACUCAACAAGGAUAACCCCAAGGUAACCUGGACGUUUGAAGAGGAAGAGGAAGACACAGAUUUCCUUAUACACACACUAUUUUUAAAACAGGCAGUACUAGGACAAGCAGCAUUGAAGGAUGAAAGAAAUUUAGUAACUGUAGAGACCAAAAACUUUGACAAUGAACAAAUCAAACAUCCAGUGGUUUCUUUAACACUAGGCACAAAUGAUAUGUGCAAUUUAGAUUUAAGUUUUGGACAUGAAAAUCCUGUAGUAUUUGAACUGGUAGAGGGCGCUGGUCCAGUUCAUCUAACGGCACAGCAGUUAGUGGAGAUGCCAGAUGAAGGGAACAUCAGCCAAGAUGAGUCGUGUACAGAGACUGAGGAAGACGAAGAAGAACUAUUAGAAGAGAAGGAACCAGCAAAGACAAAAAAGAGGAAAGCCUCGUCGUCCAAAGGGCCAACAAAAUCGAAGAAAGGGAAAAUGGAGGUGAGUAAGGAGUUUGAGUGCAUCGUAUUAGUCAAGAAGCUAAAGGAAGAGGAUAUGGAAGAAGAUGAAGAGGAGGAUGAUGAAGAUGAGGAGGAAGAUGAAGAGGAGGAAGAGGAAAGCGAGGAAGAAAGCAGUCCAGAAAAAUCGAGCAAGAAGAAAAAAAAGGCCAAGGAGACGAAGGCUAACCCCCGGGGCAAAGGAAAGAUGACCAAGGCCUCCCCUGUCAGAGGCAAGGCCAAGAAAUCCAGGAAGGUGUAAAUUCCUACUGACCUUAGUACCAACAGGGACCUUCAGGAUAGAUUCCAGUACUGUGUUGUAUUGGUACUGCCCGUGUGAACAUUGUGGUGCGAUAUACCAGGACAGGAAGUGAAGAAUAGUGCUCAGUAAUCAUGUAGCUGUUGAAGAAGCUUGUAAAUGUGGAAAAAAAUCCAAUGUUUUCAAACAUUUCAUUAAACAUUUUCAACCACA
This is a messenger RNA of Mizuhopecten yessoensis (Yesso scallop), 1127 nucleotides long. RefSeq names its product mitotic apparatus protein p62-like. Bases 153 to 917 code for a protein of 254 amino acids. NCBI's taxonomy places the organism in Eukaryota, Metazoa, Mollusca, Bivalvia, Pectinida, Pectinidae. The transcript is spliced from 10 exons. Gene Ontology annotation, biological process: chromatin remodeling. Gene Ontology annotation, cellular component: nucleolus; cytoplasm; nucleoplasm. Gene Ontology annotation, molecular function: histone binding; RNA binding; chromatin binding. The record is from RefSeq and is a predicted model, not a curated record.